Molecule: messenger RNA, 948 nt
Organism: Paracoccidioides brasiliensis Pb18
Exons: 4
Coding region: 1-948 (315 amino acids)
Biological process (GO): RNA polymerase II preinitiation complex assembly; transcription by RNA polymerase II
Cellular component (GO): transcription factor TFIID complex
Molecular function (GO): protein heterodimerization activity
Source: RefSeq, a predicted model, not a curated record
AUGUAUAUCCACUACGGUUUGGAGGAAUCCAAAACUUCCAUACCCGUUCUGGUUGCGAUCCAUUAUCCCCGGCAUUAUCGAAUGGGCGUAAGUGCUUGUGCAGAUGAUGAGGAGAAUGACGAGGAGGAGGGAUUGGAAGUUGAAGAACGCAGUCUAUUGAAUAUCUCUCAAUGUCAGCCAUCUGAGAAGAAGCGCCAUGGAUCAACGUCGAACUCCUCCGACGGAACGACAAAGCGUCUUAGUGAUUUCCACUAUUUUGUGAAGAAUGCUCCUCAUCACCAGGAUUACUACGAACUCGAGCAGGCAUUGAAUUCUGCGGACUUGGCGGACGAGAAUACAACCAACUAUCUAGCCCGUCGCAAAGUGAGACAGCUGACUACCGGCAUGGCUGAACCGCGAGUUCGACUUACUCGACAUCAGGGCCAGCUGAAUUUUGGGAAUGAGUUACGCCACCUUCUACACGCCUAUGGCGACCCAUCCCCACACCCCUCUUACCCCCAGGAACCCCUCCCCGAAACCCUCCGCGUCCUCGACGAGAUCGUUACAGACUUCAUAAUCGAAACCUGCCACUCCGCUGCCCAGUGCGCCACCUACUCGCGUCGCCAGAAGAUCAAAGUCGAUGACUUCCGCUUCGCCCUGCGCCGUGACCCGGUCAAACUAGGCCGUGUGCAGGAGCUGUUCCGCAUCGAGCGUGAACUCAAGGAGGCGAGGAGGGCGUUUGAUCAGAACGAUGACCAGGUUGCGGCUAGUGGAAAGAAGGGGUUAGAGGAGUUGGCGGAAUCGGUUGUUGAGGGCGGGGAUGGGUCUUCUGCUACGGCUGCAGGGCCGAAGAAGGGGAAGGGCAAGGCUUCGUCUGUUUCGGUUACGGGGAAGAGGGCAGUUGAUACAACCUCCGAGGGGGUUGUUGCGAAGAAGAGAAAGAGUGUUGCUGGUGGUUCUGUUACUUGA